AUGGGUUUGACUGCAGCAAAGCCACUUAGUAUACCUAUUGAACAAAAUGUAAGAUUGAGUAGCAAACCAAGCAAUCAGGGAGAAGACCCCUUGACCACAGAUCUAAGCACAUACAGGAGAUUAAUAAGUAAAUUGUCAUAUCUUACUGUGACUAGGCCUGACAUAAGCUUUGUUGUGCAGGCACUCAGUCAAUUCAUGAAUGCACCAAGAACAUCAUAUUACAAGGCAGCAACAAGAGUGGUCAGAUAUUUGAAAGGCUAUCCAAGACUUGGAAUUAAACUUGCAGCAACUCAAAAUGUCCAAUUGGAAUGCUUUGUGGAUGCAGAUUGGGGAACAUGUCUAGAUACUAUAAGAUCCAUGACUAGAUAUGUAGCCAAGUUUGGUGGAUCAACAAUAUCCUAG
Neltuma alba is the source of this 402-nucleotide messenger RNA. RefSeq lists its product as uncharacterized. The coding region runs from base 1 to 402 and encodes 133 amino acids. Lineage: Eukaryota; Viridiplantae; Streptophyta; Magnoliopsida; Fabales; Fabaceae. The transcript has a single exon. The record is from RefSeq and is a predicted model, not a curated record.